Messenger RNA from Sorghum bicolor (sorghum), 834 nucleotides. RefSeq lists its product as uncharacterized. The transcript has a single exon. Bases 1 to 834 code for a protein of 277 amino acids. The record is from RefSeq and is a predicted model, not a curated record. Lineage: Eukaryota; Viridiplantae; Streptophyta; Magnoliopsida; Poales; Poaceae.
AUGUUGUUUGUUAUGGUUAUGGAGUCCCUGAACUCGCUUAUCCGGGAAGCUGAUCGUCGAGCAGCACUGUCCCUGCUCCCGGCACAUGUCAUAGCCCACCGUGCAUCCUUCUAUGUUGACGAUCUCGUGUUUUUUGUUGCCCCAGAACCGAAUGACCUGAAUUGCCUGCAGCAGAUCCUACAACUCUUUGCUAGAGCCUCUGGUUUGGUCACAAACGUCGACAAAUAUGUGUUGACCCCCAUCAGGUGCACCGAAGAUAUGAUCCAGGUAGCUCAGCAAGCGUUUCCAGGCAUUGUCGUGCCAUUCCCAUGCAAAUACCUUGGUAUUCCUCUAUCAAUUUGGAAGCUCAGGCAUACAAAUGAACAAGCACUGGUGGACAAAGUCGCGGCGAGGAUCCCAACAUGGAAGUCCGGUCUCCUCACACAUGUCGGCAGGGUUCUCCUCAUAAAAGCCAUGCUAUCGGUGAUCCGAGUUCAUUUGAGCAUCACCUGUUGUCUCUUCUCGUGGGCCGUGGAACAAAUUGACAAACAUUGUCGGGCGUUCCUGUGGGAUGGCACUGAAAAGGUCAUGGGUGGGAAGUGCAAGGUGGCUUGGCCGACGGUCUAUAAGCCAACAGUCUUGGGGGGUCUUAGUGUCCUUGAUCGCCGCUUCUUUGGCAUUUCCUUAUAUCUACAUUGGGAGUGGCUAGCAAGGGUGGCUGGCAAGGGUUCCUUAUGUCUACGAUGGAACAGUUUGCCGUCUAAGCCGGAAAAGAAAGACCUCGCCAUGUCCUCCAUCAGUAUGUCUGUGGUUGUCGAAGACGGUGAGUCCGUGCUGCUAUGGACUGACUCCUAG